Messenger RNA from Monopterus albus (swamp eel), 1376 nucleotides. Its product is annotated as KAT8 regulatory NSL complex subunit 1-like protein. The record is from RefSeq and is a predicted model, not a curated record. The transcript is spliced from 3 exons. Gene Ontology annotation, cellular component: NSL complex. Gene Ontology annotation, molecular function: histone acetyltransferase binding. NCBI's taxonomy places the organism in Eukaryota, Metazoa, Chordata, Actinopteri, Synbranchiformes, Synbranchidae. The coding region runs from base 219 to 1361 and encodes 380 amino acids.
UUUUGGGGGACAUCUUGGAGAUCUGAGCCUCUCCACAGAUCCUGAAGGCAUCAUGAGCCUGGCCCAGCCUCCUCCUGCUUCAGCUGUUUUGUCCUCUCGGCAGUUGAUGAGCGACUCACGGAGACGACGGAGGGAUGUCGGUUGCACGGUGGUUUAAGGUGCAGUCUGUGAGCUCUGUUGCCUUGGCUGUCUAGAGCAUCGGUGGUUCAGAAAGGGGUAUGGCCCCAGCCCUGACCAAAAUCCUGAAGGCUGGCCAUGGCAUCCACCUGUCCUCACCUCCUGCCUCUGUCAGAAUGGACUCCAAAGGGAGACCCAUUUGUAGUCCUGAGCUGGAGCCUCUCAUGAGACCAACAGAGGAUGGCGACCCCCAGAAGAUGUGGCUGAACCUUUCCUUGUUUCCCUCCCUGGACUCCUCCCUACCGACGAGCCCCUUGGACCUCCCUGGCAACACUGUGCUUUCCCCAUGUUUUCAGGUUUCUGCCAGCCAGUGUGAGACUGUGCUCCUCCCUAGUCCUGCUUCCCUCCUCAGCCUCCAGUCCUGCAAUAAAAGCCUGAGAGAUUCUCAUCAGGUGGUCUCCGUUUUUCCAAGUGUACCAGACAUGUUUUUAGGCCUUGUCCCUGGAUACAAUAGCCAAGAGGCUUAUCUGUUGCAUGGCUGCGGUGCUGCUCCUGAAUGUGGUGAUAUGCAUCAUUCUCCUCUUACACGUACCAGUGUUUUUCCUUUAUAUUCCCUUGGGGAGGAAAAGUCGCAGGGCUGCACACCUUUCUUUGCAUCACCACCUACAGUGACACAGGAGAAAGUGGCAGGAAUGGGCUGUGUUUCAUCAGCUUCAGUGCAGUGUUCCAGUUACAGAGUGAACUUUGAUCCGCUGGCAUCCAGAGGUGUGCUGGAGGAGGCCAUGAAGGAGCAACUCUCCAGGACAGAAGGGCUGCACAACCGAGCUGGGAGGCUGCAGAGGAGACUGCAUGCCCUGCUAGGAGAGCACGCUUUACGGCACUGCAACCAGCAGCUGAAGGGGCUGCAGAGGCACUGUCAGCUUGGAGAUGUGUCUUAUGACAACCUGGACUCCAUAAAUCCUGGUGUACUACCUUCACAGUUGGACAGUAAACCCCAUUUUUCUCAACUAGGGUCAUCCACAGUCUCAUACCUACAGCUCAGAGAGUUAAGCCGCUCCAGCCAGGCGGUGCUGAGAGGUUUGCAGGAGGCCUUAGAUUCUGAGGCCACGGCCAGCAGCAGCUCAGACGACGAGCUGGAGGAGGAUAAAACCAAGAUUUUACCUGUGGUGUACAAAUCCACAUGCCAGCAAGCCUGCAGAAUGCCAGCCACUCUGCCAUUGUGCUUCCGCUCCUCCUCUGUCUAGUGAAAAAUACUUUAG